GCCACAGCGUAGGUAACAGUGCAGGCUCAGAGCGGGAACUGCUCCAACCAAAACAAACUUUAAAAAUGGCGAUCCAUCUGAACUGUAGUGUGAAAACUGUUGAGAAUUUUCCCGAUAAUCAACCUGUUAUACAUUACAUGCCAUGUGAAAUCAAGUCAAAUGGUCCAGCAGGGGUGUCGACAUACUUUAAACCCGUUGAUAAUGAGAAAGAUUCAAAAUUUAAAAAGGCAUCCUUCCGGGGAAGACCACUUCAGGGAGAAGAUAUAUCCCUUCCCUCUGGUUACAGAGGUCUUGUCGUCCAAGAAACCAAGCAGCCACUUGUUGAAAACGUAGAACGUACUAUGCAUGUCUCUCACAUAUUUGACCGCCUUACCUAUUGGAAUUGGGACAAAGUUCCUUCUGCUAAUGACCCAUUCAUCAGCGCCUUGAGUUGGAUUGACAUAUCUGAAGCUCUCCAUUCACCCAUUGAAAGUAUUAGUGAUUAAUGAAGACUAAUUUUGGUGUUUGACCUACCUCUUGUUCAUCAAGUACUUUUGAUGUUUUGUUUUACAUUCUAAGUCAAAUGGUGCAUUUUUUCUGCAUAGCUGAUUCUUUUUGUUUCUCAUCUAAAUUGUCAUGGAUAAUUUCCCUAUGAUUAAAUACUUACGUUUCACCAGU
Frankliniella occidentalis (western flower thrips) is the source of this 657-nucleotide messenger RNA. Its product is annotated as ribonuclease H2 subunit C. The record is from RefSeq and is a predicted model, not a curated record. Gene Ontology annotation, cellular component: ribonuclease H2 complex. Bases 66 to 485 code for a protein of 139 amino acids. NCBI's taxonomy places the organism in Eukaryota, Metazoa, Arthropoda, Insecta, Thysanoptera, Thripidae. The transcript has 3 exons. Gene Ontology annotation, biological process: RNA catabolic process.